Messenger RNA from Oryzias latipes (Japanese medaka), 3271 nucleotides. It is a transcript of the gene slc6a15, whose product is annotated as solute carrier family 6 member 15. The record is from RefSeq and is a predicted model, not a curated record. Gene Ontology annotation, cellular component: plasma membrane. Gene Ontology annotation, molecular function: proline:sodium symporter activity. Gene Ontology annotation, biological process: L-leucine transport; sodium ion transmembrane transport. NCBI's taxonomy places the organism in Eukaryota, Metazoa, Chordata, Actinopteri, Beloniformes, Adrianichthyidae.
UCGAGCGCUGAACGGCUCAGUCGCCGGUCCCAGAGACAGAAGUGAUGAUGUCUUCCCCGUGCAUGAGCGCCCACAAUUUCAUUCCUUGAGACCAAGCCUCUUCUUCUUUUUCCCAGAGAAAGUCGUCCGUUGUUCCCGCGCAGAUAAUAGUUAAUAAUGAAGAAAUAAACUCCUUCAUUAACCACUCAUCCUUCACGAACUGAAAGCCCACGGGCGUUGAACCCCAAACCCUCAAACUCCAUUUGUAUAAGUGACUUUGUCCAGCACAGACGCAGGCCCGCCAAGCCGAAGAGACGUUCCCCCCCCUCGCCUCUGUUUGCUUUAUCAAAUGCCCAAAAACAGCAAGGCCGUCAAGAGAGAGCUUGACGACGAUGUCACAGAGUCUGUCAAAGACCUGCUUUCCAACGAGGACGCCUGCGACGACUCCUUCAAGAAGAGCUCACUGAUCGUCAACGGCCAAGAAGGGGAGGGGAAGGAGUGCGAUGUGGAGGAAGGGGGCUCGGACAGCGAGGAAGAGGAGCGCCCGGCCUGGAACAGCAAGCUCCAGUACAUCCUGGCCCAGGUUGGCUUCUCUGUAGGCCUGGGAAAUGUCUGGAGGUUCCCCUACCUGUGUCAGAAGAAUGGAGGGGGAGCGUACCUGGUGCCCUAUCUGAUCCUGCUGGUACUGAUUGGCAUCCCACUGUUCUUCCUGGAGCUGGCAGUGGGGCAGCGGAUCCGCAGGGGCAGCAUAGGCGUCUGGAACUACAUCAGCCCCCGCCUGGGGGGCAUCGGCUUUGCCAGCUGUGUUGUGUGCUUCUUUGUGGCUCUUUACUACAAUGUCAUCAUCAGUUGGAGUCUCUUCUACUUCUCCCAGUCCUUCCAACAACCUCUGCCGUGGCAUGAAUGUCCUCUUAUCAAGAACAAGACCAGUACAUAUGUGGUGCCAGAGUGUGAGAAAAGCUCAGCCACCACGUACUACUGGUACCGUGACGCCCUGGAUAUCUCUGACAGCAUCUCUGAGGGCGGGGGGCUCAACUGGAAGAUGACGGUGUGCCUGCUGGCUGCCUGGUCCAUGGUUUGUCUCGCCAUGAUCAAGGGGAUCCAGUCCUCUGGGAAGGUGAUGUACUUCAGCUCCCUGUUUCCAUACGUUGUGCUGAUUUGCUUCCUGGCCAGAGCUCUGCUCCUGAAGGGCUCGGUGGACGGGAUCCGACACAUGUUCACCCCAAAGCUGGAAAUCAUGCUGGAGGCCAAGGUUUGGCGAGAAGCAGCCACGCAGGUCUUCUUCGCCUUGGGUCUCGGCUUCGGCGGCGUCAUCGCCUUUUCCAGCUACAACAAGCGAGACAACAACUGCCACUUUGACGCCGUCUUGGUGUCGUUCAUCAACUUCUUCACCUCCGUGCUGGCCACCUUGGUGGUGUUUGCUGUGCUCGGCUUCAAAGCCAACGUCAUGAACAGCAAAUGCGUUGCUCUGAACACCAAUAGAAUCGUGGCGUUGUUGGGAAACGGCAUCGAAGCCACGCUCAUCCCCCAUCACAUAAACCUGACUCAGGUCAGUCAGGUGACGGCGGAUGACUACCAUCAGAUGAUCGACAUCAUCAAGGGCGUGAAGGAGGACGAGUUCCAGAAACUGGGGCUGGAAUCCUGCACCAUUGAAGAUGAGCUGAACAAGGCAGUCCAGGGCACGGGCUUGGCCUUUAUCGCCUUCACAGAAGCCAUGACCCACUUUCCUGCUUCGCCAUUCUGGUCCGUCAUGUUUUUCCUCAUGCUGGUUAACCUCGGACUCGGCAGCAUGUUCGGCACCAUUGAGGGAAUCCUCACUCCUCUGAUUGAUGCGUUCAAAGUCCGCAAAGAGCUUCUGACAGUGGGGUGCUGCGCGCUGGCCUUCUCCAUCGGCCUCCUGUUUGUCCAGCGCUCAGGGAACUACUUUGUGACCAUGUUUGACGAUUACUCCGCCACUCUGCCUCUGCUCAUCGUCGUCGUGUUGGAGAACAUUGCCGUCGCUUGGGUCUACGGGAUUGACAAAUUCUUUGAAGACCUGAAGGAGAUGCUGGGAUUUGCUCCGUACCGUUUCUACUAUUACAUGUGGAAGUACGUCACGCCCAUCCUGCUGCUGGUGCUCCUGUGCGCCAGCUUCAUCCAGCUGAUCAUGACGCCGCCCAGCUACAGCGCCUGGAUCCAGGAAGAGGCCAUGGAGAAGACCCUCCCCUUUCCCCCAUGGGGCAUCGGGGUCUGCAUCUCUCUGGUGGUGAUGGCCAUCAUGCCCGUGCCCGUCGUCUUCUGCCUGCGCUACUUCAACAUAGUGGACGAUGGCAGCGACGGCCUCGCCGCCGUCUCCUACAAGAAGGCCCGCAUCAUCAAGGAGAGCGGCCGGCCAGAGGACGACGACGACGCCAGCCUGAUCCACGGCAAGUCUCCCAGCGAGGCGCCUUCGCCCAUGCCGGGGAUCUACCGCAAGCAGAGCGGCGGGGGCACCGAGGGAGACACCGCGCCCAACGGCCGCUAUGGCAUCGGGUACCUGAUGCCCAGCACGCCUGACACGCCCGAGUCUGACUCAUAGACCCAUCGUGGUUGGAAGUCAGCUGCCCCCCACAGCGUUUAGUCAGCCGUAUCAUCAUGGAAUAUUCUUUUUUGCACUGUGUCUCUCUGUCGAUAUAGUAGCUGCUCUGUAUUUGUUGCCUCUGAACCUUUUGUGGAUGUUCAUCAAAGUAAGAAUGACCAGCUCCCUGCCAGGCUCCGCCCCCACCCACCCACUCUGUAACCCCUCCUCCCAGUUCAACAAGAACACGCAGAGGAGUCAGUCAAGUGGACGUUGGUCGUGUUAAAGCGCCCUGUCGGUGUUCCCGCCCUCGUGUGAGCAGGUCGGUCUGAGUGCAGCCGUCCUGGACGCCGCACCGCCGUCGACACUCGCCGGGUUUUUCUCUGGCUCAGAUAAAAACAGACAGGCCUUGAAAUUCCACUCCCAUGAUUGUUCCAGACAAAAGUGUGCCUAAGUCAUUUCUAUUUGUUUGUAGAAUACACCCCCCAUGUCCAUCUGCAGUAUUCUGUAAAUACAACCCAAAUAUUACAAAUAUGUCCUCCUUGGUCGGUUUGGAGUUCAGAGCAGAGAUUUUAAGGUUCAGAAGUGCUUCAAGUCCUCAACUGGCGUCAUCUUGUUUUAGUUUUCUUUUUUACUAAUGUGCUGUCAAAGCGGAGGGACUGAGUCCUUCUUGUAAAUAACUUUUUCCAUGAAAUGGCUUCAAAUGCAACGUCUUUUUCCCCAACGAUUCCAGAUUAAAGAGAGUCAACAGCCUCA